AUGUCCGUUUCGGAGGCCGUCCUGGACAUAGGCGGGCGCGUAUUGGCAGCGGGGCUGUCAUAUGUUGCGGUGUCGCGGGUAAAGUCGAUCCGAGGCUUACCGUUCGAGACUUCGUUCGAUUUCGAGCGGUUUAAGCCGACACUCCUCGCCUUGUUCGCGAUGCGUCAACUUGAGCAUGUUCAGCUCGAGAGGCAGAGUACUCCGGUUACACCGUCUACCAGCCGAGUAUCUCAGACUCUGCCCUUCCGGCCUUCGAGGCGUCGUCCGACGCUCCCAGCAACGCCCGACCGAGUCCAACCGAUCCGGCCCGGCCGGGGGAGACGGCCAGCCACACGUACCCCUUCACCGUCCGCAGGCUCCGCAUCUCCGGAGGAGUCGCCCUCGGCCCGUAUCCGUAGACGGUAG
This is a messenger RNA of Penicillium bovifimosum, 405 nucleotides long. RefSeq lists its product as uncharacterized. The record is from RefSeq and is a predicted model, not a curated record. Bases 1 to 405 code for a protein of 134 amino acids. The transcript has a single exon. Lineage: Eukaryota; Fungi; Ascomycota; Eurotiomycetes; Eurotiales; Aspergillaceae.